AUGCGGAAGACUAUUCCUGUUCCUGUUCCUGUUCCUGUUCCUGUGGUUGCUGGUGGUGGAAGUGGGAGUGGGAAUGACAGCACAACGACGAUGCUGGAUUUCAGAUACACGGCGUGCACGGGUAUAGCGGCGCGGCUGGCGCACGGCGUGACGAUGUGCGAGGCGUGGAAUGGGCAUGACGACGACGACGAUGAUGACGAUGGAGGCGGAGACGCAGACGCAGACGCAGACGGAGGCGAGACAACAACACGAAGCAGAGCAAGAAAAACAAGAAGAAGGAGAACAGACGGCUACAAAACAAUCUGGCGGCGCGAGCUCGACGCCGCGCUGCGCCCGUUCUUCAUCUUCAACGCCGUGCAUUUCCCCGAGUUGAAGGGGUGUGCGUUUCUGCGGCGCGGUGGUGGUGGUGAUGGCUGA
Messenger RNA from Pseudovirgaria hyperparasitica, 417 nucleotides. RefSeq lists its product as uncharacterized. The record is from RefSeq and is a predicted model, not a curated record. NCBI's taxonomy places the organism in Eukaryota, Fungi, Ascomycota, Dothideomycetes, Acrospermales, Acrospermaceae. The coding region runs from base 1 to 417 and encodes 138 amino acids. The transcript has a single exon.